AUGCCAGACCCAUCAACGACCUCUUGGGGCCAAUCCAACCAAUUCCUCCAGCGAGCCUACGAUCUCACUGGAGCUGCAGACGCAGAACAAUUGUACAAUGAAUGGGCUGAUUCCUACGACUUCGAUAUUGUUCAUGAAUACGCAUCUCCACAGCGAGCCGUCGAAGCCGUAAUCAAGAAUCUCGAUGAUAACAAGCCAAACUUCAAAAUCCUCGACGCAGGGUGUGGGACUGGCCUUGUCGGCGAUGAGUUCAAGAAAUCUAGCUUGAACGGUAAAUUCACGCUUGAUGGACUGGAUCUCACACCAGGCAUGCUCGCCGCCGCCCGCAAGAAGAACAUCUACACCGACCUCGAAACCGCCGACUUGACCAAGCCCAUCAAUCGCACAGACGGCAGCUACGACGUCGUAACGUGCGUGGGCACGUUGACAAAGGGACACGUGGGGCCGGCGGUGUUGAAUGAGUUUGUGAGGGUUGUGGCGAAAGGCGGGUUGGUCGUGGGGACGGUGCAUGAAGAUAUUUGGGAGAGUGGGGGGUUCAAGAGUGUCGUGGAGGGGCUGGAGAAGGCGGGGCAGGCGAGUGUUGUUAGUACGGAUGGAUUUGGUAUUUUGAAGGGGGAGUGGAGUGGAGGAAUCAUGCUUGUUUUGAGGAAGAAGUAG
Molecule: messenger RNA, 657 nt
Organism: Zasmidium cellare ATCC 36951
Lineage: Eukaryota; Fungi; Ascomycota; Dothideomycetes; Mycosphaerellales; Mycosphaerellaceae
Exons: 1
Coding region: 1-657 (218 amino acids)
Source: RefSeq, a predicted model, not a curated record